Messenger RNA from Myxocyprinus asiaticus (Chinese sucker), 4385 nucleotides. RefSeq lists its product as uncharacterized. NCBI's taxonomy places the organism in Eukaryota, Metazoa, Chordata, Actinopteri, Cypriniformes, Catostomidae. The coding region runs from base 145 to 3576 and encodes 1143 amino acids. The record is from RefSeq and is a predicted model, not a curated record. The transcript has 3 exons. Gene Ontology annotation, cellular component: postsynaptic density. Gene Ontology annotation, biological process: inhibitory postsynaptic potential.
CCCGCCCUGUUAGGGACACGUGGUUGGAGGACAGUGGCAAAUGGGACUGGCAUAACAGCCCUGACGCUGAUUCAUCAGUGUAAUGUUGGGGUGCAAACAUCACCUGCAAUACGGAACAAUCAACUACAGCCAGAUGCCAAACAUAUGGACACUUGUACCAAACUUGGACACUUGGACACUUGUCUUUCAGAAAACAGAGUGUUCAUGCCACCCAAUGGCCACAUUCCAAACAAGACUGGGAAAAACAAUGAAGUCAGGAAAGAAAAAACAAGAAGUAUUAUUAUUAAACGUAGUAGUCUGGAGACAAAAACUAAAAAGGGUGUAACCUUUGAGGGACUGGAGAGUGAAAUCUCUGAGGAUAGGGAAGAGGUUCAGUACCAUAAUCCUCCAAUCAAAACCAGUCCUCUGUUGAGGGGUGUGGCUAAUUGCAAACUAAAACCAAGAAGGAAUUGUCACUUUACCAAUGGUAGUGUGGUUGACUCUGAGGUAAUGGGCGGGAUCAGCAGUGAUGUCAGUGAAGGGGUGGAGUCUGCUACAGGACAAAAACAGCAUGGGCAUUCUUUGAAAGUAACAUUACCUUCAAGCUCACCCCCUCACAGACCGCCCAUGAACAUCUGCAGUACUUGUGGAGGGCGCCAGAAUCCAGCAACUCCUGGACUCUACUGUCAAACCAGGGCAAUUACCUCCCCAACUUCCAUAGGUUCUUUGGGACUCCAGCCCAGCCAUUCAUCCCCUCUUUACCCUGGGAAUGACAUGGGAAUUAAAAUGCAGAUAGAAAGACACACUGACCGCAGUGCUACUCAGUCAGACCCCAUGAGCCCUAACCUUCAUUCUUAUCUCAACAUGAAUAUAAACAAAGACUGGCCAUUAUCUCUGCUGCCUGCUCAGCAGAUUGAGGCAUCAAAGCUCACUUAUCAUCAUGCAGUCAAGAGGGAUUCUUGUGCUGACAAACACAUUUAUCAUACCGGUCGCACAUCAGCUCCGCAUACUCUCGCUGUAACUACAAUAGAGGAUAAAGCUCUUUCAAGGGCCAUAAACACAGACUGGAACUCUCACAAACCUCCCGCACAGCCUCACACAUUGUACCCCCCGAGACCCCCCACGACUCCGCACCCUCCCUAUACACACAAACAUGGCACAACCGAGAAACUAGCUGCCACACAGGCGACAAGUACCAGCACAUCACAAGUAAACACACACUUCCAACCAAAUUACCAGCAAAACUCUAAUAGCAAUCCAACAAAUCAAACUGGAAACAAUCUCAAACACUCAGAGUCUCUGAGUACAUACCAUCCACAGAACAAAACACACAUCAAACUUUUGCAAACCACAACGAAACAACAGAUGUUUCCCCAAACCAACUCAAUAGCUCAAAACUCAAAAGCUAGUGUAGGCACACAACAGAACUACAAACCGCAGCGCAUUGAACAUAAUAGCACACUUCUCAAAUGCCCAAAUUCAUCACCGUUGAAUCAGACAAGCAUUCAUUCUAAAUCCUCUGCCUAUUUUCAUUCACAUUCAAAUGUUAAACUCCAAACUACAAGCCAGAAUUGUAGGAGUCAAGGUGUCAUAUCCUCCACUGCUUCAAACAUUCUGAGACAGGUACAAUUCCCAAAUGGAUUAGAGUCCAAGUUUGACACACACACUAAACCAUCAGUAUGCUCUCACACAAAUUCCAGCAUUAAACCUCAAAGCGUUACGCAAAUCUGCGCUGACACGGAUCCUGAAUCCGCCACCUCACCCUCUGAUUCACAUUUUCCAUUGGCAACAAACACACAUAACCUCUCUGGUUCUCAUUCAGGUCGUCAUACAUUGAUACCCAAUGACACAAGUCCACCUCAAAAUGCACUUUCACAUGCAAACACACCCAAGCAAUCUUCAUUCACUAAGACACAUAAAACAAACACCAAUAGCACCUCACAUAAAGACAUACUCUCAUACCCUCAUCGUGAGUCAAAAUGCCAAAAUGACAAUCUCUUGUUUUCACAUGCCCCAAAUAUGUCAGCCCAUCACAAAGAAACACUUAAAGCGCGAACAAUCAACCAUCAGAACCUCUCAAAUGCAUUUACAACCACUCAGACUGAGGUGGAAGUGCAUUUGUACACCAAAGAACAUUCUCAAACAAGCCCCAAGGUCAAAACAGCCUCACACACACUAUGUGUUCAUUCAAAUACGCCACACAGACAGACACAGCCUGAAGUUGUCAGACAGUCUGUCCUAAAUCAUCUUAGUAAUGACACUUGUGAGUCCUCAUUACUAACCAAUCCUUCCUCCAGGGCAUGUCCUCAAGCCGAGACACACAUACGGUCUGUAUUUAAGUCUUUGAGUGACACAGAGUCAAAGAAACAAGCUGAUUUUAAAGCAACAGGACCAGAACAUCAAACAAUCAAUGCCUCACAACAUCAACACGCACUUCAGCCGUCAAAAAAACCACCCCCCUAUGUGCCCCAGAGAGCACAAAAUGCAUUCCGACCUCCUAAGCCAUCUUCUGUACCUCCGCAAGCCCCAUAUUUUAAAUUUGAAAUGGAGGGCACAGAAAACAGAGGCCUAAAUGCGGCCUCUAAUCGAAAGCCACUUCUGUCACCCUCAGGCACUGUCAUCCUCCAACACAUACAGAACGUUGAAAGUCUCCAGAAUGCAAAGGCACAGAUGGAAUCUCAAUCCAGUUCCAUCUCACAGGCUGUUGGCUCUGUGCCAAAUGACCAUUGUUCCCUAACGCACAACCACCCUCCUUCUGCAGUUCAGUUGCUGCCUGCAUCGCCUCAGUGCGGCAAGCCACGGGACUCUAAGCAUAGAUUAGAGAUGGUAGAGGCGAGUCUGCAAGCCAACAAGGAAAGAAUCACAACUCUGCUCAACAUCAUUCAGGACUUGGAGAUGAGCCAUGCACUCAGCAAAGGCCGGCAAUGUUUUCGGACUGGCCAAGACCUUAGAGACUGCACCACUUGUCAGAAGACUGCAUGUGCCAUCUACAGUGUGGAGUAUGACUUCCGGCAACAGGAGAGAAGAUUCAGGGAGCUCUUCCAAAGUCUGUGUCCUCCAUCCCCAGAAAGGAGAGAAGGAGGAUGUGAAGAAUCUUUUUCUUUACUCACCUCACUUAUUCAUAACCGCAAAUUACACCAGCUAAACACCAAUAUCAUGACUCACAUUCAAUCUGAGAGUCAACAUCAAAUUCAGCCUCAGAUUAAGUCUCAGACUCAAUCUCAGAUUCAUUCUCAGCCACAGAUUCAUUCUCAAACUCAGUCUCAGAUUUUGCCUCAGAUUAAGUCUCAAACUCAGUCUCAGAUUACGCCUCAGAUUCAGGCUCAGAUUAUGUCUCAGAUUCCAUCUCAUUCUCAGAUUAUGUCUCAGAUUCCAUAUCAGUCUCAGAUUAUGUAUCAGAUUCCAUCUCAGUGUCAGAUUAUCUCUCAAAUUCCAUCUCAGUCUCAGAUUACGCCUCAGAUUCUGUCUCAAUCUCAGAUUCAGCCUCAUAUUCAUUCUCCGUCCCGGAAUCAUUCCCAUUUCAAUACUAAAAUCAAGAGGAAGAAAUUAUGCAGGAGACUGUUCGGCUGGUUACCACAUAAAGUCCAAAGGAAAUGAUUAUAUCAUGCCAAGUAUCUGAUUUUCAUGCCUGACUCUUCACCUUCUGGUAUGCAUAGUCACAAACUUUCUCAAACUCAGUCUCAGAUUACAGUAUGUUUCAGAUUUCUUCUCGGCCUUAGCCACAGAUUAUGUCUCAGAUUUAGUCUAAAUCUCAGAUUAUGCCUUAGAUUCCAUCUCAGUCUUAGAUUAUGUUUUAGAUUCAUCCUCAGAUUCAUUUUCAUUCCCAGUCCCGGAAUCGGUCCCAGUUCAAGACUAAAAUCAAGAGGAAGAAAUUAUGCAGGAAGCUGUUUGGCUGGCUACCACACAAAGUCCAAAGGAAAUUACUAUAUCAUGCCAAGUAUCUGAUUUUCAUGCCUCACUCUCCACCCUCUGGUAUGCGGAGUGACAACUCCUUUUUGUUUUAAUGCAGUCUGAAGUCUGACUUUUGAUAUUUUUUGUAAAGGAGCAUUAUUCCAUGACAACUGUGACCAUGAACUACCAAGGAGAAUUUGCAACAUGAAACUAGAUUUUCCUUGCCGAAGACAACUCUACAACAUUACCAUUAUGAUUUAAUUAUAUAUGCAUCAAAGUUAAAAUGAACAUGAUGCUUGUCAUUACUGGUUAUGAAGGGUUUUGCCCCUAAGAUGCAGAUGAACAUUUUAGGACAUGAUGUGAUGUGAGGUUGUGGUGCACUUCACUUCAUUCUUAAUCUUCCAAAUGGACAGCUAUCAUCUGUUAGAGGUCACAGCAUUAUGAUGUACUAUGGGACUGUGAUACAGAGCUUCAAUGACUGAAUUUUAGCUAAAUAAACCACAGAUCCAAGGUUA